CACACACUCACAGAGGGACGAGAACAGCAGCUCUUCUUGGCGCCCUUGAUCUCCUGCUCCCGCGUUCACUCCGCAAAAUCUCUGAUGCGUGAGCAGCAGCAGAGGUGAACGCUUGCAGUCUAUAUCCAGUCAACAGCGGCAGUCCGGGGGAGAAGACCUUCCGCAUGGCAGCGAGAUUUUGUUCAUCGAACGUGAAAGGCGCUCGUCCACGCAGAUGCAUUGCGGAGCACCGCACACGCGCAGCACCAAUUUGGGCAGAAGUGGACCGACGUCUCGUCGGACGAACGCUACCACGGGGGUCACCGGCGUACCCGUUACUGGAGGAGGGAUGAACGAGAGGCAGUAACACCAAGGGGUCGGAGAACAACACGAUCAUCAGUAGGUUUCAAAAGCAACCUUCAAACUCUUCGUGGAACAAGCUGAGUGCUCGAUUCGGCCAUUGGGUCAAACAGACGCUGGGUGGUCCGGACGAGGUAGAUCGUAAGAAGGGUACAAGGCGUCGCCCACCACGGCAGUAUCACAAACAUGCACCGCAAGGGCGGGGGGUGGAAGAGGCACGACAACGGGAGGAGGGGCGGAGGCGUUCAUGGGAGCCUCGUCGAUGCCGUGUCGACAACCCAAAACAAGCUCUCGGCCACAAACGUCGGCUGCUGCACAUCGUGUGGCGUGCCAUCCGUUCGCACAGCAAACGAGUUGUGCGCUCGUUUAGACGCGAAAUAGGACUUAAGCGCCUACCCACGUCCGGGAGUCCCCCCACCAGCGUCCGCCGUAUGUC
Messenger RNA from Ectocarpus siliculosus, 775 nucleotides. The record is from the annotation of a GenBank genome assembly. NCBI's taxonomy places the organism in Eukaryota, Phaeophyceae, Ectocarpales, Ectocarpaceae.